This is a messenger RNA of Phyllopteryx taeniolatus (common seadragon), 1370 nucleotides long. It is a transcript of the gene prop1, whose product is annotated as PROP paired-like homeobox 1. The transcript is spliced from 3 exons. Bases 5 to 826 code for a protein of 273 amino acids. The record is from RefSeq and is a predicted model, not a curated record. Lineage: Eukaryota; Metazoa; Chordata; Actinopteri; Syngnathiformes; Syngnathidae. Gene Ontology annotation, biological process: regulation of transcription by RNA polymerase II. Gene Ontology annotation, molecular function: oxidoreductase activity; DNA-binding transcription factor activity, RNA polymerase II-specific; RNA polymerase II transcription regulatory region sequence-specific DNA binding.
GACAAUGCUUACCAUCCCAUCAAUGAGCAGUGCAGUGAUGGCCCAAGUGACAACAAUGGGGGAUGCGAUGAGGAGUCACCAGGACUGCGCUGAUGUGUACUCUAACGUGGCCACUGUCAGCUCCACUGCAGGAUGCCAACCUGGGAAACACAAGGACAUCAGGAAACAGGAGCUGAAGAAAAGGUACAAAACCUCACCAUCUUUGUUCUUCCUGAAAGCAGAUAUUGGAGAUUCGGUGAGCAAGGUGUCAUUGUGUGAGACUUCCGUGGCUGUGGGUGUUAGUCGGCGGAGCCGAGCCUUUCCGUCUCCGGUGAGAAGACGCCUCCGCACAACCUUCAGCCGUAAGCAGCUGGAGCAGCUGGAGAUGGCCUUUGGACAGAACCAGUAUCCUGACAUCUACUACAGAGAGGAGCUGGCCCGAAUCACUAAGCUCAAUGAGGCUCGCAUACAGCAGGUGUGGUUCCAGAACAGAAGGGCCAAACAGCGCAAGCACGAGCGGGUCUCCCAAAAAGUGCACCCGCUGGGUGUGAUGUCAGGCCACAGGGCACUCCUGGGCAGCAUGCACGUCGCACCACCCAUGGCCCGGCAGUACUACGCCCAACCCCUGGCCCACAUUCCCCACGUCGCUACAGUGCUGCCUGCCAGAGUGUACCCCCAUCAUCCCCAAGGUCCAGUCAGCCAGUGCCCGUUUCCCUCGGUGCCAUCGCAGGCGGCCUCUCAGCACCAGCAUGAAGAAUGGUACAGCCACGUGAGGAGCAACCUGACCUCAACGAUGUUCUCUCUGACCUCUGUGCAGCCCCUGGACCCCUCCUCUCACUGGAGCUAAGCACUGGCCAGCAAAUAAAAAGCAUCACGCAUGAGGAGUUUGCCGUUUUUUUCUCUCCGGUAUUCCUGAAAACUAGUCUGUAGAGUUCUCAGUUAGGGUUUCUCAAGUAUCACCCAAAACGUGUCAAAUAUUACCCGGUUCGAUAAAUACAUUUUCCUCUGUACUGUCUAGACUUGUAUGAAUUACAAAUGGUGGCUUUCUUUCAAGUUAUUUGGACAUUUUUGGUGUUCGUGCCCACAACCACAAUGUAUAACAGACUAAGAACAGUCGGAAAAUUGAAAUUUGAAUUGUCUCCUUGAGUCAAUGUACAUUUUUUUUAAAAGUCAAGUUCUAUUAGCUGCUGUUUUUGUCUUCUGCAGUUAAACAGAAUUAUUGUACUUUACUCGAUGCUCAAUGGUUUGAAAACUUGGAAUUUAAUACAUUUAUUUACAAAAUUAGUUGGUGUCAAAUUAAUGAAAGAAAACCAUAGCAGUCUUCUGUUUACAGAUUUUAAUAGUUUACAUUCCAGUGAAAAAACAUACACAUUAUGUUCAUAUUUCUAAAU